This is a messenger RNA of Trichogramma pretiosum, 332 nucleotides long. RefSeq names its product odorant receptor 30a-like. Gene Ontology annotation, cellular component: plasma membrane. Bases 18 to 305 code for a protein of 95 amino acids. Gene Ontology annotation, biological process: detection of chemical stimulus involved in sensory perception of smell; sensory perception of smell. Gene Ontology annotation, molecular function: olfactory receptor activity; odorant binding. Lineage: Eukaryota; Metazoa; Arthropoda; Insecta; Hymenoptera; Trichogrammatidae. The record is from RefSeq and is a predicted model, not a curated record. The transcript has 3 exons.
CCGGGAGUGCUGCUAAAAUGGCCGUAGCUUUUACAAUAAUAUUAAUCAUGGUGCUUGUAAUCUGUUACCCAAGUCAACUACUGCUCGAUGCCAGCAAUGACAUAUAUUUCAAAUGCUACUCCAGCAAAUGGUACGAGUAUCCUGUAAAAACUCGGAGGCUAUUGAUUUUGAUGAUGACCAAAGCAGCUGAACCUUGUUGCAUGACGAUUGGACCCACGGUGCCUCUUAACUUGGAGACAGCUAGCAUUAUCAUUAAUACGGCCAUGUCAUAUGUUACGACGUUGGUGUCACUUUGCGCUCUCUAAAUCGAUUACAUUUCCUGACUUAUUCAU